Exaiptasia diaphana is the source of this 2449-nucleotide messenger RNA. RefSeq names its product ubiquitin carboxyl-terminal hydrolase MINDY-1. Lineage: Eukaryota; Metazoa; Cnidaria; Anthozoa; Actiniaria; Aiptasiidae. Gene Ontology annotation, biological process: protein K48-linked deubiquitination. The record is from RefSeq and is a predicted model, not a curated record. Gene Ontology annotation, cellular component: cell periphery; cytosol. The coding region runs from base 448 to 2346 and encodes 632 amino acids. The transcript is spliced from 9 exons. Gene Ontology annotation, molecular function: cysteine-type deubiquitinase activity; cysteine-type carboxypeptidase activity; K48-linked deubiquitinase activity.
AGUCAGAGCAAUUCUGCACAGCUGAUGRUUUUCAUAUGAUCUUUUUGUCCGUUUAACUGAAUGAACUGUUAAUUAUUCAUCUUGCCUCGCUUGGCUUCGACAUCRAUCGCUGGACGCCAUAAUAAUUACGUCAUUUCCAAUCGUAGAUUAAGUCAGAUCCUCUUGAAAACCAUUGGGGUUCGGGGACCCUGUAAGUUCGCUUUCCUCAUCAAGUGGGUUUAUUGAACUGUUUAUUUGUUGCUGUUGACGGGAAAUCCUCAUUUACUGAGAUAUAUAAAUGUAUUAAGGCUGCUACACCACAAAUAACGCUGGAGCAAUCAUACUCCUACGUGAAUUGACUUACCUACAGCCUAUUGUACUUAGAAAAGUAUCAAGAUUGUUGUCUUAUUGUGUGGAUUAGCGAUUGGAUUGCUUCGCAAAAUCAGCUGAUGUCAAAAUUUUAGUGUAAUGGCGGAAGGCGUAGAUUCGAGAUGCGUAGAAAUUGAUGCAGAAGAUGAGGGGAAGUCUGCUGAUUCUUCUCACAAAGAGCUCGAAGACCUUGAGAAGCAGUCGAAAGAUGACGGGGAUACAAGUAAGCACUUGAAUUCUCCAAGUGCAUGUAACGAUUCUCCUUCGGAAGUACUCGAGUCCAGGGGAAAUUCAUCAUGCAAGACUAAUACMCAAGGUACUACAGAAAGGACAAGUAAUUUAAUGGAAAAUCCCGAUGUUGGAUGUUCUAAUAAUUCUGUAAAAACUGACGUUAAAAUACAACAAAUUAGAAUUGCUAAUGAUCAAGAUAGGUUAGGUGGAAAACAAGACGUAUUAAUUAAAGGAAAUGACAACUAUUUUCAAAAGACAGAAGACUGGGACAAAGAACUGGAUCAGCAAAAUGCUCAAAAUGUUCCUUCAUUGCAAAGCUCUUGUGCUGAUACAAUUGGAAUCACUGAAGAUUGGGAUCAAGAAAUAAAAGAAUCAGGGAUAACACAGCCACAUUUCAUUCUAAAAAAAGGAGAUGCCUUGAACGAAGAAGUAUUCAAUAUUAAAAUUUUAAAGAAUAUAUCUGAUGUGGACUUAGGUGCUGUAGGUGGUGGUCCCAGUCCAAGCACCGGCGCAGCAUUGCAAUUGUCAGCAAAUGAUAACAUGCAAUCUUUAUAUCAUAUCAAGUGGGUGACAUGGAAAAAUCUGAAUACUCCUAUCAUUACUCAGAAUGAGAAUGGGCCAUGUCCACUUAUAGCAUUAAUGAAUGUAUUGAUUCUACAAAGAAGGAUAAGUAUUCCCCCUGUACAAGAAAUGGUCAGCUCGAACCAGCUAAUGGAAUACCUUGGGGACUACAUACUAACCCAUGCACCAGAGAGGCUUACGGAAGGUGCUCAACUAAAUUAUGAACAAAACAUGGCAGACGCUAUUGGCAUCAUGUGUAAGCUACAGACAGGCUUAGAUGUCAAUGUUAAAUUCACUGGAGUUGCAGACUUCGAAUUCACCCGAGAAUGUCUGGUGUUUGACUUGCUGAAUAUUAGACUCUUACAUGGCUGGCUAGUAGAUCCUCAGAACCAUGAGGCAAUUUUGGCUAUAGGAAGUCUUAGCUAUAAUCAGCUUGUUGAAAAAAUAAUAGCAAGCAAACAAGAGGGAGCGGACUCUAACUUGGCCACUGAAGGUUUUGUAGCUGAAUCAUUUCUUGACAACACUGCUUCCCAGUUAACAUAUCAUGGAUUAUAUGAACUCAAUGCAAAGAUGGAUGAAGAAGAGCUUUGCAUCUUCUUUAGGAAUAAUCAUUUCAAUACUCUAUUUAAACACAAGAAUGAACUCUUUCUACUAGUAACAGACCAGGGUUAUUUAACAGAGGAAAAAGUUAUGUGGGAAACCCUAUCCAAUGUAGAAGGAGAUGGAUGUUUCGUAGACGCUAACCUACAAACCAUUCCUGUAUCUCAACAACCCUCUGCAGAAGCAGCAAAUGCUGGUAGUAAACUACCUACAGGAAUAUCUCAGGAAGAUCAAGAUUAUCUGGUUGCCCUUUCUCUACAAGAAGAACAGACAAAUAUCACCAACAGCAGGGGAAGAGAAUCUUGGGAGCAGGAGGCUAGUGCAACGGCAAAUCUACCACCUCAACCUGAUCCAUCAGCUGGUAUGACUUCACAAGAAUGGUCAGAUUUGCAGUUGGCAAUGCAGUUACAACAAGAAGAGGAGCAAAGGAAUUUACAAUUGCAACAACAACAACAACAACAUCAACAACAUCAGUCUAGAUCACAACCUAGUGAUAGUAGGCCUCGAGGUUCUCCUAGUCACGCUUCAAGUAACCCUUCUCCAUCAAGUCAAUCACCCAGACAGCAGACUCCUUCAGAUCAAAAUAAAGAGUGCACAAUUUUAUAGGAAGAAUCUGAGAGACUAAUAUGUGGAAGUAGUUGAGGUACUUUUGUAUACAGAAAUAGGUGUAUAAAGUAAAAUUAUUUUAGUUAUAAAUUUUGAUUUAAUU